AUGGCGGAACUAAUCAAGAGGGUCGAGGAGCUUGAGAACGCCGUGUACGGGCUGAGCACUGAGCUUGGAGAGUCCUUCGAAAAGCUGCUGGCUCGCGGUACUGAAGCAUAUGUCCAGACCAACAACGAAGAGAAUCGCGGUGGCCACCAACAAGUGGAUUUUGCUGGAUCGUUUCCGGGCCAGCUCGGAUCAAGACUCCAGGAAUUACAGGGCAACGAAGUAAAAUGCGAGAAGCUACAGGAUCUAGGCACCACGAUCCCAUUCGCAAACGACUUGUCGUCGACCCCAUCGCCUGAUCAGUCCCCUCAGCAGGUUGUUCUAUCAGACACUGCACUGCUCCCGCCUAUGCUCUCUGGAUUACAAGGCACUGCAACCAUGAUGCCGAAUACCCAUUUCAACCAAUCUUCAGCUUCGACAAUGCUAGAUGCCGAAUCGUACUAUGGUCCUACUACUACCACGUGGAGUCACUUUGACCAAAGGACCUUUCAUUCUAAUCCUGAGUUCGACGACGUUGUUGACUAUUCUUAA
This is a messenger RNA of Aspergillus mulundensis, 528 nucleotides long. RefSeq lists its product as uncharacterized. The transcript is spliced from 2 exons. The record is from RefSeq and is a predicted model, not a curated record. Bases 1 to 528 code for a protein of 175 amino acids. Lineage: Eukaryota; Fungi; Ascomycota; Eurotiomycetes; Eurotiales; Aspergillaceae.